AUGACAGCUGAAGUCGAUUUGACUCUACUUGGGCUCUCCGAGCAGAAGAUUAAGGAGACGUUGAAAAAUGGAGUAUUGACGAUACAACUGGGCAAUAUCAUCAAUGAGACGAAGACACAGUUAAAAGCUGAGAAGAUCAAAGAGGAGAAUUUCUCGAAACAGCAGGGGACAUUGUUGUACCAUGUCGGUACAAGAAUCAAAAGUCAGUGCGUACAGCAUAUUCCGUUGCUUGUCAAGUAUAUUGUAAAUGGAGGGCUCAAAACUGAACAACAGAUCCUUGCUGCACUCGAGUAUUUACUCACGACCGCUGUUUCUGGGGUCGAUAUCAAAAAAUUUGAAGAAGCUUCUGGUGUUGGAAUUGUUGUUACGAAUGAUCAGAUUGAAGAAAUUGUUACGAAAGUGUUCAACAAAUACAAAGAGCAAAUUUCCGUGGAUCGUUAUUCUUUUCCAGUGGGGAAAUUAUUGGGUGAAGUUCGAGCUUUGUUGCCAUGGGGCGAUGGCGGUUACAUGAAGAAGGAAUGUGAUCUUCGAAUUAUUGAGUUUCUUGGUGCGAAAACCGAAGAAGAUCUUGCUCCGAAGAAAAAGCUUAAAAAGGAAGAGAAACCGAAAGAAAAGGAGAAUGGCAAACCUGCAAAGCCAUCAAAGGAAGAUGCUGUAAACGGUGAAAACAAAACCGACGAAGGCGCAUCUACGAUUGAAGAACUCAUGCGCACGAGGGCAAAUUUCCACAAACCUGGUGAGAACUACAAGACUGAUGGUUAUGUGGUAACUCCGAAAACAGAAGAAAUCCUAAAAAAACAUUUGAAAAAGACUGGUGGAAAGGUAAUCACUCGAUUCCCUCCCGAGCCUAACGGAAUUCUUCACAUUGGCCACGCUAAAGCGAUCAAUAUCAAUUUCGGAUAUGCAAAGGCGCACAACGGCGAGUGUAAUCUUCGCUUUGAUGAUACAAAUCCAGAAAAAGAGGAAGAGAAAUUCUUUACUGCAAUUGAAGAUAUUGUUCGAUGGCUUGGAUACACACCUGCUCGAAUUACACAUGCCUCGGAUAAUUUUGAUCAGUUGUAUGAGUGGGCAAAAGUCUUGAUCAAGAAUGGAUUGGCGUAUGUGUGUCAUCAGAAAGUUGAAGAAAUGCGCGGAUUUGAAGUCAAGCUAUCUCCCUGGAGAGAUCGUCCGAUUGAUGAAAGUUUGCAACUAUUUGAAGACAUGAAAAAUGGUAAAUUUGAAGAAGGAGAAGCAACCUUGAGAAUGAAAACGAUUUUGGAAGAAGGAAAGGUUGACCCUGUGGCAUACCGGAUCAAGUAUUGCACUCAUCACCGUAGCAAGGAUAAAUGGUGUAUCUACCCAACAUAUGAUUACACGCAUUGUUUGUGUGACUCGAUCGAACACAUCACGCAUUCAUUGUGCACAAAAGAAUUUCAGAGCAGGCGUUCCUCAUAUUAUUGGCUGUGCAACUCUCUUGACAUUUAUUGUCCCGUUCAAUGGGAGUACGGUCGUCUCAAUGUCAACUAUACAGUGGUUUCAAAGAGAAAGAUCUUAAAGCUAAUUCAGACGAAAACUGUCAACGAUUGGGAUGAUCCUCGUCUCUUCACCCUAACAGCUCUACGACGUCGGGGAAUACCUGCCGAGGCAAUCAAUGCUUUUGUUGCCAAACUAGGUUUAACCAUGUCUCAGAUGGUGAUCGACCCACAUAUGCUUGAUGCAACGGUUCGCGAUUAUUUGAACACCAAUGCUCCUAGAACUAUGGCCGUGUUGGAUAGUUUGCGCGUGACCGUUCGCAAUUUUGACGAACUUGGACUAUCAUCCACUUUGAGUGUUCCCGAUUUUCCAGGAGAUCCUUCAAGCAAGAACCACUCGGUAGCCGUGGACAAGAUUUUAUACAUCGAGCAAACGGACUACAAGACGACACUUGCAUCUGAUAAGUCAUUCCGACGACUCACUAAAGAGCAGCCGGUUGGUCUGAAACACGUUGGGCUUGUUCUAUUUGUCGAAGAGGAAAUUAAGCAUGGUGAUAAGGUGGCCGAAUUGAUUGUACGUGCCGAACGCCUGACGGAGGAGAACAAGCCUAAAGCUUUUAUUCAUUGGGUUUGCAAACCCGUUUCCGUCGAGUGUCGUCUCUACGAGAAAUUGUUCAAGAGCAAGAACCCCGAAGAUCCAAAUACCGUUCCUGGAGGAUUCUUAACAGAUUGCAAUCCUAAUUCAAUCACCCUCCUGCACAAUGUGCUUGUGGAUCAUUCUGUUGCCAGCUCAAAGGUCUACGAUCGUUAUCAGUUUGAACGGAUUGGUUACUUUUCAGUCGACCCGGAUAGUACUCCUGAAAGGCUGGUCUUCAACCGAACCGUCUUGCUGAAAGAAGAUAAGGAAAAA
Messenger RNA from Mesorhabditis belari, 2361 nucleotides. Lineage: Eukaryota; Metazoa; Nematoda; Chromadorea; Rhabditida; Rhabditidae. The record is from the annotation of a GenBank genome assembly.